ACAUCAUAAAUGACUGUCCUACAUUCUCUUUCAGUUUCUUCAUUCAAUUCCUUUGAGUUUUUGUGUGUUGGAAGAGAGAGAGAGAGAGAGAGAGAGAGAGAGAUGGUGAACAUUUUUGCAGUAUACAGGCCACUGUUGCGUGGACUAUUGAGUCUAGCUGGGGUGAGACCACAAAUGGUGGAAAUAGAACCAGGAACAGCCAUGCACUUCUGGGUCGGAAACGACGUCGCCAAGAACAAACAAACCAAACCCAAGCCUGCUGUUGUUUUUCUUCAUGGGUUUGCAGCCGAUGGCAUUAUAACAUGGCAGUUCCAAGUCUUUGCUCUUGCGAGAAACUACAGAGUUUAUGUGCCGGAUUUCCUCUUCUUUGGCGGUUCACUCACCGACAAACCAGACCGUUCGCCUGAGUUUCAAGCCGAGUGUUUGGCCAAGGGUCUGAGGAAGCUGGGCGUGGAGAGGUGCACGUUGGUGGGGUUGAGCUAUGGAGGGAUGGUUGGGUUCAAGAUGGCUCAGAUGUACCCGGAUUUGGUUGAGUCAAUGGUGGUGACAUGCUCUGUCAUGGCCUUGACCGAGUCUAUCAGCGGUGCAGCCCUUGAGAGGAUCGGGUUCAAUUCCUGGCCCGAGUAUUUGCUUCCGGACUCGGUCAAGGGGGUUGAAUUGCUAUUUGACGUUGCCACCUACAAGCUUCCAAAGAUCCCUAAUUUCAUUUUCAAACACUAUUUGGAGGCAAUGUUUGACAAUAGAAAGGAGAAAGUCGAACUACUCAAGGCUUUGGUCACUGAUGACAAGGACUUUAACCUACCUCAUUACCCACAGAGGGUACAUCUCCUGUGGGGAGAGAAUGACAUCAUCUUCACCAUGGAAGUUGCCAAAAACUUGAAGAGGCAACUGGGAGACACAGCUACGCUCCAAUACAUUGAGAAAGCAGGCCACCUUGUUGAGAUGGAACGACCAUUCGUCUACAACAAACACCUCAAAGAAAUUCUUGCAACUUUAAUGGAAGAAGGAAACAAAAAACAGUGAAAUUUUUAUCGUUAAUUUGUCUUCCUAUU
This is a messenger RNA of Corylus avellana, 1052 nucleotides long. RefSeq lists its product as uncharacterized. The record is from RefSeq and is a predicted model, not a curated record. NCBI's taxonomy places the organism in Eukaryota, Viridiplantae, Streptophyta, Magnoliopsida, Fagales, Betulaceae. Gene Ontology annotation, molecular function: catalytic activity.